AUGGUUGACUUGUAUAAGAGGCCAUAUACACUGGCUCACCACCAACCUAAAAGGUUAACAGAUGCCAAAUAUGAUGGGACUCCAGACGAAAACUUUAAACCUGAUGGAGUUCCGGUGUUUUUCAUUCCAGGAAAUGCUGGAUCAUAUCGCCAGGUCCGUUCUAUUGCAUCGUUAGCAGCAGAGAUAACUGCUUCAUCUAGAAAAACCAUUCCAAGACUUGACUUUUACACAGUUGAUUUCCAGGAAGAUUUUACAGCAUUUCAUGGAAGAACAUUACUUGAUCAAGCUGAAUACGUCAACGAUGCAAUUCAGUAUAUUUUGAAGCUAUAUGAUAAGAGCGAUCCGGAUAUUCCACAUCCUAAAUCUGUUAUUAUUAUUGGCCACUCAAUGGGUGGAUUCAUUGCACGUUCGUUAGUUGUUUUGAAUAACUAUUUACCGGAAUCAAUUAAUACGAUAGUUACUUUAGCUACCCCUCAUACAAUGCCACCACUUACUUUUGACUCAGAGAUGUCUAGAAUUUAUAAUCAGGUAAAUCAGUAUUGGGCAAAAUCAUUUUCAGAAGAAAGUGUAAAUCGAAAUCCUUUAUCAUCCGUUGCAUUAGUGUCAAUAGGUGGUGGUAAGUUGGACAAUAUGAUUCAGUCUGAUUACACAUUAGUUUCUCCGUUGAUAUCCCCCAGUAACGCCUUUUCAACUUUAUCAACAACUAUUCCCGGUGUUUGGACUUCCAUUGACCAUUUGGCAAUUGUAUGGUGUCACCAGUGCAGAUACGCGUUGGUAAGAUCUCUUUUGGAUAUUGUGGAUCCAUCGCUGUCUUCUAAAACAAAGCCAUUAUCUCAAAGAAUGGAAAUUUUUGCAAAGUAUUUGCUUAGUGGCUUCGAACCUUAUCAGUAUAACAAACAAAUGGCCAUCAAAACCCCAAAAAGAUUUGUCAUAAAAGUAAAUGAGGAUUCACAAUCUUUAUUUCAAACUUCCAAGAUCAGCAAUCAUAUUCCUCUAAAACGUCUUAAUCUUUUACCACUUGAUAAAGAAAAUAACGAUAAAAACCAAAUGGCACAUAUUAUCGAUGAUCCAGAAUCUGGCAUUUCUUAUUUACUAUGCUCAAAGUUAAAGAAUACUCCGGAUGAAGAUACAAUCAGUUUAGAUCUUACUGAAUCUAUUGAAGGCCCAAGAACUUACUUUUACAGUUGCACUGAAAUACAUUCAGAAGAUGCCAAAAGCAUACCAUACUCGACCAAACAAAACACGGAAUCUUUUGAAAGUGGCUAUUUCCCCAAUGUUGGGCUAAAAUCGGCUCGCUACCACUUAUUUAAUGUAUCUCAAGAAUUAACAGAUUUCGACUUUAUUGCAGCGUUAACUGAUUUACAAAAACAAGGAAAAGGGUCAUUAAUAAACAUCAAUGGGGGCUUUAACCCAACUACUGUUGAGGUUAAAUCUACAACAUUGAGUCUUUUGUUAAAAGGAUUUAAAAUCAAGCUAAAACCACUGGAGUAUAUUGAUAUAUCAUUGAAAAGUGCAACAUCAGGUUUAAUUUCUUAUAAAGCUAAAAUUAAUUCUAAGAGUAUUUGUGAGCAACCCUCAAGUUCUUCCGGGUUUACCUUCUUGAUUAGACAGUAUGUUUUAGAUCCUUUUGAAUCGAAAUGGCAUGUUAAUGCUGGUGAGUCGAGACCUGUUUACAUUUCUUUUCAUGGUGUGAAAUCACCCUUUGUUCCAUACAAUAAACAUCAAAGCGAUAAUCUCCAUCUUCAAGUUUUUUCUCCCUUUUUUACUGAAAAUACAGACAAAUGUGGACCUGUUACGAUAAAAAUAUCUGUUGAUGUGUGGGGAUCUCUUUCGAAUUAUGUUAUUAGAUAUCGCACUUUAAUAGUUCCAUUUGGAUUUUCAAUUACUGCUUCUAUUUUGUGGUUGCAGUUCUGGCUAUAUCUCAAAACAGGAGAAUUUAUCUCAUUUUCAUCAGGACUUGACUGGAUUGUCAGUAACCUUUUGCUUCGAAUUAUUCCAGGAAUUAUAUUAUCGUAUGUUUUUUUAUCGUUUGAAGCAACUAGAAACAUUUUAUACUACCUUCUGCAAUUUCCUUAUCUUUUCAUCACACGUUCCACGCCAUUAUCAUAUUUACCUCAGUUCACGCAAAAUGAAACAUUGAUUGGGGAGUCACAAUUAUCACUUUUACUUGUUGCACCACUUGGAUUCAUUGUUUCUUUAGGAUUUGUCAUUUUGGUAUACUAUGUUAUAUUUUUCCCCAUCUCAAAAGUUGGAAAAUAUCUAGCAAAUAUUGAUAAAACAGAUAAUGAAACUAAAAACAGCUUGCAGAAAGUUAAUUUAUACCCUAUAAUAGUUGCAUUAGUUGUUGUAUUUGGAUUGUCGUUUUUUAUAUUUCCUUAUACUUUAGCUUUAUUUGUCGGCCUAUUAUACAUCUUAUUUUAUUAUGGGAAAGCAUCAUAUUAUUUCUACAAAACCGAAGGGUCUGCUCUAGAAAAUAGUUUGAGAAAAGAGAAAGAUGAUAUAAAAGCAAUUUCUGUGGCAUUUAUUUCAUAUAACAUGAUAGAAUCGUUCUCUAUGUUGCUUUUCCUUUCUGUCAUUCCCGUUGGUGUUCCUAUUUUUAUUGCAUGGAUUCAUCAAGUGAUUGAAAACUCCUUGUUUUCUAAGUUUUCUUCACAUCAUAACAUUCUCUAUCUUAUUCCAAUGCUUUUAUCAAUAAAAACAGUUGUUAAAUUGACCGAUAUGAUAGCCCAAUGUUCUCCUCGUGGAAAAAAGGCAUCGGCACCAAGUCAAAAUCAAAAUCAAAAUCAAAGUGCUACCCCACUACCUCCUGCAUCUUCGCCAUUAAUUUACCCUGCUAUUAUCAUUUUAAAAUAUUCGGCAGCCUUUACCUUUAUAUUUGGAUUUUUACAUGUUUAUUCAAUUCAAAACUUUUCAUUUUUAUUUUCGAUAUACCUAUUUAUUUUGGUUCAUUGGAAUAGAAAUAUAUAA
Messenger RNA from Magnusiomyces paraingens, 2967 nucleotides. RefSeq lists its product as uncharacterized. Bases 1 to 2967 code for a protein of 988 amino acids. NCBI's taxonomy places the organism in Eukaryota, Fungi, Ascomycota, Dipodascomycetes, Dipodascales, Dipodascaceae. The transcript is spliced from 2 exons. Gene Ontology annotation, cellular component: endoplasmic reticulum. Gene Ontology annotation, biological process: GPI anchor metabolic process; endoplasmic reticulum to Golgi vesicle-mediated transport. The record is from RefSeq and is a predicted model, not a curated record. Gene Ontology annotation, molecular function: phosphatidylinositol deacylase activity.